Messenger RNA from Formica exsecta, 4308 nucleotides. RefSeq names its product E3 ubiquitin-protein ligase hyd-like. NCBI's taxonomy places the organism in Eukaryota, Metazoa, Arthropoda, Insecta, Hymenoptera, Formicidae. Gene Ontology annotation, molecular function: ubiquitin binding; zinc ion binding. The record is from RefSeq and is a predicted model, not a curated record. Gene Ontology annotation, cellular component: nucleus. The transcript has 22 exons. Bases 157 to 4308 code for a protein of 1383 amino acids. Gene Ontology annotation, biological process: DNA damage response; regulation of double-strand break repair; protein polyubiquitination.
GCGUAUCAUGCCAGCCAUAUCUGCGUUUGAGAACACGUAACAACAGAGCAAAAACAUGGCCGAAUAUCAUUCUGCUGUCGUUCAGUGAAAUUUUGUGUACAGUAAAAGGACAAUUCGACAAGUUCGAGCGGCGCAUCUGAAUUGGAAGGCAUUAUUAUGACUUCGAUUCACUUCGUCGUUCAUCCUUUGCCAGGAACGGACGAUCAACUUAUUGACAGGCUGAAAGAAGUAGCAGAUAAAAUCAAUAGAUAUGGAUUUGUAACACCAUCAGCUUUCAAUGGCUUAAAAGUACCAAUAAAGCGUGUUGUAGUAGGACCAACGCAUAUUGCUCUUCUUACAGAGGAUAAUAGAAUAUGUCGAGUUGCAUAUACAGUGUUAUCUGAUAGAUUGGACUUGAGUAAAAGUGAACCUAAUAGAAAUACAAGUAAAAAUCAUGUUGGAAAUUCUAAUUCUACACCAAAUGGAAAUGGAAAUAGUAGCAGUAAUAGUAGAACAGGAAUGUCACGUUCACGUGCACGGAUAAUGCGUAACAGUUCUGCAAUUCGUGGAGGUAGCAAUGCCGGAGGGAGUGGUGCUGGUGGUCGUAUAGGACCGCCAGGAGUAAUUAUGGGAGGAGGAAGCAGCAGCAGUUCACGUCCCAUCCCAUCUGUGCCAGCACCAUUUGUACCAGAAGAUCUGAUAUCUCAGGCACAAGUAGUACUGCAAGGAAAAAGUCGUAAUCUGAUUAUCAGAGAAUUACAGCGUACAAAUUUAGAUGUUAACUUAGCAGUAAACAAUCUUCUGUCACGAGAGGACGAAGAAGGUGAUGAUGCGGAAGAUGCAGCAGACAGUUAUGUUCCAGAAGAUCUUAUAUCACUAUUAGAUAGUGGCUUUAGCAAUGAGCAUUCAGUUAUAAUUGAUGCUGAUUCUAUGUUUUCUGAAGAUAUGUUUGGAUACACGGGAAUAAGACAUCGUGGAAGCUCUUCGCGCCGCUUAGGGAAUGACAGAGAGGGCGAGCGUUCAUCUCAUGAAAGAGAUAAUAGAGAUCGUGAUAGUUUUAGUAGGUGGCGAGAGCGUCAAUAUUAUGGUCCGCGUCGUUGGUUGGAAACUGCUCUUAAAGAUUCGUGGGAAAAGGAUUCAGAUAAUAAGAAGAAAGAAUUAGCAUCGCAAAGUCCACUAUGGAUAUCUGAAGAUUUAGAGUGGUGGCACGAUCGCAGUAACGAUCCAGUACCCCGUUUUGUACAAAUCGCAUCGCUUUACAGUGAAUUAAUUGCAGUUUCUGCAUCAGGACAAUUGUACCAAUGGAAAUGGACAGAAUCGGAACCGUAUAAAAAUGCAGAUAAUCCAAAUGUGCACCAUCCAAAAACCAUUCCAUUGGCAUUGACAGCAGAAAAAAUAGUCAAUAUAUCUGCUACAGCAAUUCGAUGUUCUGUUAGUACCGAGAAUGGAAAAGUAGCAACUUGGCUUGAUGAACUUUUAGGACAUGUUGCUUCCCGUCUUGAGCAUCCUGCACAAGCUUUCACUGAAUUUACAUUGGAUAAAAUUGUAUCACUUUAUACAUGUGCUUUGUACACUGUUGCAAGACUCGAAAGUGGAACAUUGUAUUGGUGGGGCGUUUUACCAUUUGCACAACGUAAGAAAUUGUGGGAAAAAUACAAAGCAAAAUCACGCAAGCAUAGACCAUCCACUGUUUUAUCAAGCGACAUUAGUUAUGGGACACAUGUAUGCAUGAAAAAUAGUCCAGUUUAUCAACCAGGAGCUAUUGGAUUUACAAUAGCUAAUGGUAUACCAAAAGUGGGACAGUUGCUAUCGGCAGCAUGGAAUGUAGAUGCUACUUGUAGAUUUAAAAUAUUACCUGCUGGUACACAUGUAUCUAACACAAACACUGAUAAACGCGAGUCUAAUGGAAAUGGAACCACAACAGUUGUAAACAAACCGAAUCAUAAGGAAACUGCUGAUAGACUUGAUAUGCCUCCUCCACCAUCACCAGCUUCGAGUACUUGUAGUGAUACUGGCAGCAUUACAACAAGUCACAAACGACAGAAACGUAUAACACCUCGAAGUGAAGGAGAAUUUGAAAGAAAGGACGAAGAAGAUUGGCAAUUGAAAGAUGUUGUUUUUGUCGAAGAUGUCAAAACUGUACCUAUCGGAAAAGUUAUCAAAGUUGAUGGUUGCUAUGUAGCAGUUAAAUUCUUUUCAAGAGAUUCAAAAGAAAAGGAAAUUAAAGAAAAGGAUUUUAGUCAAUCAGAUUUUAAGGAUCUUACAACGGAGGAGCCAAUGAAGUUAUUAGCAGAUUGUAGACUCUUACGUAAAGAUGAGUUACAGGUAAUUAAAUCGUCAUUAAAUCCACGAGCCCCGGAUUGUUUUCAAAGAACACCUAGAAGAGUUAACAUAAUGGAAAGUUCAAAUGAUAGUUUGUUAACUAUAUCCAUUGAUGGACAAGGUAUUCAUGCUAUAUUAAAAAGUGGAAACAAAUUGAGUUAUGUAGUGUACAAUUUAAGUACAGGAAGAUAUGUUCAAGAUCGUUAUAUUCCAUCUGAUAUUUCAUCAUUUUUGGGGCUGCAACCUCAAAAUAUUAAUCUUACAAGUGCAGGAGAGAAUAUCGAAUGUUCUAUGAUUUUACGAGAUGGUAAUAACACUAUUUACCCGAUCGCGAAAGAUUGCGCUGACGCCAUACGCGACCCAAAUUGGCUGGAUCUAGUACCAGUAAAUUGCAUAGGUGCAGCAACUAUUCCCAUUUCUAGCUGCUCCAAUUCAUCCAACUUAAAAAAUCAGGUUGCAGUUAUCGCAUUAGCAUUCGACAAUCUUUUGCUUAUGCCACGUAUAUUGCGAUGUGAUUACGAGAGUGUAAAACAAGUAUUUUGUAAUUUGGAACAAGACCUAAAGAACAAUUUGACAUAUUUAAACGCAAAUUCACAAAUUCAAACAAUACUAAAAGAACGCUGUGAUGGCAAUCGAAAUAUACUUCACGCUUGUGUUAACAUGUGUUCACCAACUUCCAAUAAAGAAACUGAACAAGUUAUUGAACGUGAAUUGGUAUCGAAUGCAGUAGAUAACACUUCUGCACCUAUUGAAGAGCCAAUUCCGACAUUAAGUUGGCCACCUGAAGCAUUUGAUAAUACAUCCGGAGAAGAGGACAGUUUGUUAAGCAUAGGUGCUGCUAGCAUAUCUAUGAUGAAUAAAUCUAAUAUUGGGGCUACAUCUAAUAAUACAUACAUUAUAGAUUCCGUUGAAAGGCGACAUAAUGCACUGCUUAUACUAAAAUAUAUGUGCGAAAAUAAUAUUCUAAUACCACACUUGAAGGAAUUGUUGACAGCAAAGGAUGCUCAAGGACAAACUCCGCUCAUGCUCGCCGUAUCGGUUCGUGCGUAUCAUGCAGCUCUUAUUUUAUUGGACACUAUACAAAAAGUAGGCAAAGAUGCAAAAGAUAUUUCAGCCAUGAUACUGCCAGCUGAUGCCAGUCCAGAUCUUUCUCCAUUAUUUGUUACUUGUUGCAAUGAUACGUGCAGUUUCACAUGGACUGGGGCUGAACAUAUUAAUCAAGACAUUUUCGAAUGUAGAACUUGCGGUCUGACGGGAUCUUUGUGUUGUUGCACUGAAUGCGCUCGUGUUUGUCAUAGAGGUCACGAUUGCAAGCUUAAAAUAACUUCUCCCACAGCAUAUUGCGAUUGUUGGGAAAAAUGUAAAUGCCGUGCUCUCAUUGCCGGUCAUCAAGGUGCGAGAUAUGAUUUGCUGUGUCGUCUCAUAAACAAUACUGAUCUUGCCACGAAGAUUAAUUCACGGGGUGAAAGUAUUUUGUUAUUCUUGGUGCAAACAGUUGGAAGACAACUAGUCGAACAACGACAAUUUAGAUCAGCACCUAGACAACGAUCAACCUCGGCUAGUCGUAAAGCACCGACGUCAGACGGUUUAGGUACAGAUUCAGAUAUGCCAGAUCAUGAUUUGGAGCCUCCUCGAUUCAGUCGAAAAGCGCUUGAAAGAUUGUUGAAUGAUUGGCCAGCUGUUCAAUGUAUGAUUAUGUCAGGUGUUUCUGAAAAUGGUACUAAUCAAUUAUUUGGUGAUCAGGGACAAUUAUGCCGGCAAAGUGGUACCGCAUUACUAGACAAAUUUACGCAUACCUUAUUUACUAAAUGUAGCGCCGAAGUAAGUGGAUUAAUAAUAUUUAUAAAAAGUAUACCGUCUGACGUCGGUGCUUUACGACUAGCCGAGGUUGAUCGUUGUCUAGGUGCUGAUCUAAAUUGUCGUUGUUCGACUAGUUGUCUUCCAACUGUUUGCACCAAGAAUAACAAAAUACUUUCACCCCUAAUGCCGGUGCAAUGUGAAAAAUAG